CGAGUUGUUGUGCUUCGCUGCGUGCCGUUGCGAUAAUCGGGUUCCUUUCCGCCGUAUCGCUGCACAAAUAACGGCUCUUCCCUUUGGACUGAGAAAGUCGCGCAACGAUGGAGUCACGUCAAGCACAUCAGAAGACGGUUUUGCCGCGUAAGCCAGUAACAUAAUUCAUACCGAAAAAAUGCAGCAGAAUACCCCUAGGAAAACUUCUUCUAAGAUGGAAUUCGGACAGGCUUUGGCGGCAUUCUGUAAAGAUUUUCAAAAUCCAAAGGCAGCAUGGAUCAAGGUGAUAUUUUUCUUUUUAACUGGAGCGACGGCAUGCCUGUACCCGUUCCUGCCACUCUACAUGAAGUCGCUGGGCCUGCGUCUCAGCGAGGUGGCCGUCAUCCUCAGUCUCACCCCAGUGUUCGCAGUCACCGGCACCUAUCUGGCCGGCAAGGUGGCCCUCAAGACCUCCAACGUCAAGGCGCUGCUGACGGCGCUGACGGCACUCUGCGGCCUGCUGCCGCUGCUGCUGCUGACGGUGCCGGCCGGACGCACGGUCAGCCCGCUGCCGCACUUCAACAUCACGCUCACCAUCUUCUGCGGCAUCACCUCACACCCGGAGAUGUUCCUGCUGCCGGUGCCGCCCGUCUCAGGACCCUCCUGCCACCUGCCUGAAGGCGUCGGCGUCGUUCGCGAGAUUCGGGUGGGCGCGUGCGGUCACAUGUGCGCGCGGCCGCUUAACCCGCCGCCGGUGCGCUCGGCUCAAGACGAGGAGGAGCAGCUGUACGUCCGGGCGCGAGCCAUCGAGCUCGACUCGCGCUUCUUCAUGCCCGACUCGAACGUACCCACCUGGGACUGCAGCCGACAGUCUUCGACAGAUCACGGCCGUACGUGCAACCAGUCGGUGGAGAAGCUGCUGGCCCAGGUGCAGCGCUACGCCAACGUCUCGAUCCACGUGGAGACGCACCCGCACCUGACGGCGCGCACCAUCGCCACCGUGCUGGGGCGCAGCGAGUCGCCGAUGGGCGACCUCUGGCAGCGGUGCCGCCACCCGGGCGCCUUCCACCAGACGGCCAUGGAGAGUCACAUCCACCACAACUACCACUGCGAGCACCAGUGCGUGGCGUCCGCCGAGUCGCACGACCUCUGCGUCAACCGCUCGAUGGUGUCGGAAGCAGACGUGGCGCUGGCCUUCUGGCUGCUGUUGGUGAUCAAGUCAGCCAACACGCUGCUGGCGUCGCUGACGCUGGCGCUGCUGGAGGCGGCGGUGGGCGCGUUCCUGCGCGAGGCGGGCAGUGGGACCGAGCUGGGACGUCAGAAGACGGUUGGUCUGCUCGGCAAGGUGCUGCUGCCCAUAGCUGUCGGCUUCCUGGUGGACGUGUUCAGCGAUGUCGGCCGCAUCCAAUUCACGUGUCUAUUUCUGACGUACACGGUGCUGGAGUUGGUUGCGGCCGGCUUCAUCUGGUUUUCAUCACUGACGGUUAUGUCGGAGCCACAGAUCCCCGUGAAGAAUGUGCUGACGAUGCUGAAGAACAUUGAGCUGGACGUGCUCUUGUUUACAGCCUUUGCUUGCGGCGUGUUCUCCGGCUACCUGGACCACUACGCGCUGUGGCAGCUGGAGGAGCUGGGCGGCCGCAUGUGGCUGCUGGCGCUGACCGUGGCCGUGGCCGCGCUCGCCGCCCUGCCGCUGGUUGUGCUGGCCGAGCCUCUGGUGCAGCGACUCGGCGCCGGUAACCUGGUGGCCGCCGGCCUGGCAGUCGUCGGCAUCAAGCUCUUCGGGUACGGUCUGCUGGUCACCCCGGAGCUGUGCCUCCUGAUCGAGCUGUGCGAGCCGCUGGUCGGGCCGCUGUUCAUCAGCGCCGUGCUGCGCUACAGCAGGAACAUCACCAGCAAGGCCAACAGCGACACCACUGGUGUUCUGGUCGCCACCGCCCACUAUGGAUUCGGCCGAGGCAUCUGCGCCGCCCUAAUUGGCGGGCUCAUGUUCUGCCUGGAGCUCGACUUCCCGCAGAGUGCGCAGAUCCUGGGCGGCACUGCCCUGGCAUCUGGCGUCAUCUACUACCUCUUCUGGCACUGCUGCUUCAAAUACGUCCGCCAGGUGAUGCCAGGGUCGUCGGAGAGCGCGGGUAGCCAGCGCAGUCGCUGGGGCAGCGUGCGCUACCUCAGCUUUCGACGCAGCCGGAUGAGGCGCGCCGCCGCGCAGACCGGGCCGGCCGACACCCGCGCCGACCUGUCCACCAUCGAGGAGGACAAGAAACCGAGCCCGGUCUGACCCGGCCUGCCGAACACCAGACGCCCAGCCUGGUCUGGAUGGGCGAUUAAAGGAGUGGAAAGCCGGGUAUGGUCUGGAUUGGCGACUGCAGAGAAAGGAUAAAGCUGCGUGUGGCCCGGCCUGACCACUGACGAGGAUAUCCAUAAGCCGUAGCCGGCAUAACUUGGCCACAAUAGAGGCAGAAAAGAAGCCGGCGUGGUUUGACUUAGCUCCAAAGAAGACAAGGGGAUCCAGGGCCCGGUCCGACCUUGCCGUUAAAGAGGACUGUAAGACGGCUUCGGCCUGAACUGACAGAUUUGGGGGCGUUCGCCAGCGCAUCCUGCUAUGACGCAACCGUGCUGAAGACUUGCCGCUGGUGCGCGUCGGCAACACGUCUGUGUAAUCACCAGGUGAUAAGCAGCGGUGCACAACGUGCACGGAAAGCAUCGCGUGCAUUGUUUGCUAGCACUGCCAUCGAUGGAUGGCUGUAGUUAUCGGCCGGUGGUAUUCGGCUGGGUGCGUGAUCGCGCCGCCAGCACUGCGUGCCGAGUAAUCUGUCCGGCUGCGACGUAAGGGAACGGCGACGAAGUGGUAAUGGGUUGUACCUUUGUAGCAGCAUAUGCUUCUGCGGGCGCGGAUGCAGCCACCACAUACCCGCAAUCAGGAUGAUUUCUUAGGAAGAGCAUGGGCGAUGGGUUUUCGUCUCUUUUUGCAAAUGCGCCGAACAACAAUCUUAUGCCGUGCUGUAGAUAGCAAGUUAUCUCGUGUCUGUGCGUGUGCUUUACAACAAUUGAAGACAUCAAUAUUGAUAUGAAAGUGUUUCGUGUUUCCAAUGCAUACUGAGAUCCCCUUUAAGGGCGUGUCGGAUGUCGCAGUCUGUGACUGACUUUCCCUUCUGUCGCUCUGCGGUCGGAUGUCACAGUUUGUGACUGACUUUCCUUUCUGUCGCUCUGCGGUCGGAUGCCACUGUCUGUGACUGACUUUCCUUUCUGUCGCUCUGCGGUCGGAUGUCACAGUUUGUGACUGACUUUCCCUUCUGUCGCUCUGCGGUCGGAUGCCACUGUCUGUGACUGACUUUUCCUUCUGUCGCUCUGCGGUCGGAUGUCACAGCUUGUGACUGACUUUCCCUUCUGCCGCUCUGCGGUCGGAUGUCACUGUCUGUGACUGACUUUCCCUUCUGUCGCUCUGCGGUCGGAUGUCACUGUCUGUGACUGACUUUCCCUUCUGCAAAGCAAACCGUGCAGGCAUGGCGAUAUCGCCGUCGCUGGGCGACAAUGCUGUUCAGCUUGUUUUAUUUUGCGUGUUACUGUACAGUUUUUUUCCGAAAUCAAGUUGCAAUAUACUUUGUUUUG
This is a messenger RNA of Pollicipes pollicipes, 3585 nucleotides long. RefSeq lists its product as uncharacterized. Gene Ontology annotation, cellular component: membrane. The transcript is spliced from 12 exons. The record is from RefSeq and is a predicted model, not a curated record. Bases 179 to 2254 code for a protein of 691 amino acids. Lineage: Eukaryota; Metazoa; Arthropoda; Thecostraca; Pollicipedomorpha; Pollicipedidae.